AUGACUGGGGCAGAAUCCAAGGAAAUCGCACCGGUGACGGAGGUUGAUGGAGACAUUGGGGAGAGCAAGGUCAUCCAUGAGACGGGUGACGUUAUUGACGAUGGUGUUCGACGUGCCCUCAAGUCCCGUCAUCUUCAGAUGAUUGCGCUGGGAGGUGUCAUCGGCCCUGGAACAUUCUACGCGACUGGUUUUGCUCUUCAGUAUGCAGGCCCAGUGGGUUCGCUCAUUGGCUACAUCAUCAUCGGUAUAGAUGUCUUCUUCGUCACGCAGUCUCUUGGAGAAAUGGCCACUAUGUUCCCCUCUACCGGCUCAUUCAACGAGUUUGCUGGUCGCUUUGUGGACCCGGCCUUAUCGUUUGCUCUGGGGUGGAACUAUUGGUACAUGUGGGGAACUAUCUUAGCGAACGAAUACAAUGGCGCUGCUUUGAUCCUGAGCUUUUGGACCGACAAACUCCCAAAUUAUGCCUGGAUUCUGAUCUGCUGGGUUUUCUUCAUGGGAACUUCGCUCUUGGGCGUUCUAGUCUACGGAGAGAUGGAGUUCUGGCUAGCGUCCUUUAAAUUUGCUGUCACCCUUAUUCUUUAUCUCGUUGCAAUCCUUCUUGAUACCGGAGCAAUUGGUGGUGAAUACAUUGGUUUUAGGUAUUGGAGAGAUCCCGGACCGUUCGCCAAUGGAAUCAACGGCUUCGGAAAGGUCUUAGUCCUGGCGGCUGUCAUGUACUCCGGAACUGAAGCAGUGGCGAUCACAGGAGGAGAGUCUCGAAAUCCUAAGCGAGAUAUCCCCAAGGCCCUCAAGCAAACCUUUUGGAGAAUCUUAAUCGUCUAUGUUGGCAUGAUAUUCUUCACCGGCCUCAUCGUUCCAUCCAACUCCGAAGGCUUACUGAACGCCAAAUCCAAGUCUGCCUCAUCUCCCUUCACCGUUGCCCUCGUCAAUGCUGGCUGGGGUGGUGCUGGUAACCUGAUCAACGCCAUCAUCAUCAUGACGCUUCUCUCUUCAAUCAACUCGGCUAUUUACAUUGCCAGCCGUACCAUUUUUGCCCAGGCCAAGGUCGGCAGAGCCCCCAAGUUCCUGGCCCAGGCCACGAAGAAUGGUGUCCCGGUCAAUGCCAUUGUCUUCACGAACCUUUUCGGCUUGAUUUCUCUACUGAACAUUUCCGAGAACGCUGGGAAUGUAUUCAACUAUCUCCUUUCCAUCUCGGGAUCCGCUGCCUUCAUUGCCUGGGCAUUCAUUGGCCUCACCCACGUUCGCUUCCGUCAAGCGAUGAAGGCUCAGGAUGUUUCGACCUCUGUACUCCCAUUCAAGUCUUUUGGGUAUCCCUACAUCCCCUGGAUUGUGUUUGGUGUCAAUAUCUUCCUCGUCUUGAUCUCCGGAUAUACCACCUUCCUAUCCCCUUUCGAUGUCAAGGCCUUUAUCUUCGCCUACCUCGUUAUUCCCAUUUUUGCAAUCCUCUAUGUUGGAUGGAAAUUUUAUCACAAGACAAAAUGGGUCAACUCUGCGGAUGCAGAUAUCUCAAGUGGUCGCAGAGAUUGGUUGGUUUGUGGUUCUGAUGAAGAAGCUCCUCGUACAUGGGCUGGCAAGCUGAAAAAUGUUCUCAUCGGUUAG
Molecule: messenger RNA, 1599 nt
Organism: Clonostachys byssicola
Lineage: Eukaryota; Fungi; Ascomycota; Sordariomycetes; Hypocreales; Bionectriaceae
Source: the annotation of a GenBank genome assembly